Molecule: messenger RNA, 2877 nt
Organism: Populus euphratica (Euphrates poplar)
Lineage: Eukaryota; Viridiplantae; Streptophyta; Magnoliopsida; Malpighiales; Salicaceae
Exons: 7
Coding region: 1587-2705 (372 amino acids)
Biological process (GO): regulation of asymmetric cell division
Source: RefSeq, a predicted model, not a curated record
UAUAUAUAUAUAUAUUAUUAAUUUGCUCACCCUGUCACUGUGCUUCUUCUAUUUUUUUAUUUUGCUUCUCUGUUAGUUCAUGGCAGCACUUUCUUCUACUCGUUCUGCUGAUGAGAAUAUAUUAUUGAAGCAGCCACAACACUACGCGCUCUCUUCUUCCAAUUCCGGAAUCUGAUUAAGUCCCCUUUAAACUAACAGGCGUGUUCGAGCCUCGAGCUCUUCUAUUUUCCAACAAGAACACCUGUAAAAAACAAAAAUACCUAAAGUUGCUUGCUCCAGCAAGGAGUAUCACGAAAAAAGAAAAACAUUCCCUCUCAGGUUAGGUGGUGUGCUUGAAUCAAUUUUUAUUAUUCUUUUAAUGACAGGAAAGUUAGGUCCACCCUUCCAAAUUUAUCCAAGGCAGGCCAUUAUAUUAUAUACAAGUGUCUUUUCAUUGUCUGUUUCCAGAGCCGAUAGAGGGUGACAUUUGCGAUGCAGUAGCUCGCGCACACAUGGAAAAAAAAAAAAAAAACAACUAGAACAGGACAAUCAUAAUAUCUUUUUCUGGCAGUCAAAGGAGCAAACCUCAGUUUAAACACGACAGGUUCAGGAAUUAUAGACACAGAUCAGCGCAUCGAUGUUCUUAUAAGAUAAAAUUAACAUGGGUGUCUUGGUCCAGGAAGAUUGUGAUUGGCUAGUUUCAUGCUGAAUUCAUGAGUUCUUGAGAGUUAAAAAAUCUUGAAAAACCUCUUGUGGUAUAUUAAAUCACAAAUAUCUUGUGAUGGGCUGUCAUGCUUAUUGCAUUCCUUCAUUGUUGUGCCAAAGAAAGCUAUUUUUUUUUAUCCCAAUACUUACCCUCCAUGACUUGAUGCUUCUCUUCUCUGAAGCUUUUGGGGGCAUUUAAUUAUUUCCUUUCUCUCUUUUGGCUUCAGAGGCAGGAUAACGUUUAUUUCUAAUAAUGAGUUUGCCUGCUGCUGAUUCAUAUUGGUUUGUUGUUAUCUUCGGUUGCAAGGGCUUGCAUUUCUCAAGGCUAGCUUGCCAGAGAGAGGAUACGGAAAGACGUUGAACUUUUAGCCUUGGAGGCAUUGAAAGAAAUGACUCUUUAUAGAGAGAUGUAACUGACUAAUUACUUUGGAGACAGAUCUAAUGCCCUGUGAGAUUUUUUUGUUUCUUUUUUAACUUGAACUGGCUUCUAUGAUGAUCUGUUUUCAUAUUGACUUAUUUUGCACUAGUUUUUGGGGAGCAUUGCAUGCACAGAACAAUGUGUUUUUGCUGAAGCAUACCACCAGCACUAUUUGAAAUUUUCUACUUUACAUUGGGUAUUGUUUGACAGCGGCCUCGGUUUGCUUGUAUUUGGCCUCAUUUUCCUUUUCUACCAUGACUGUAUUUAAAGUUUAUAAAGGGGAAUGAUGAUAGAUGCUCUAUCUCUGAAAUUUAUCGUGUGGAAGAAGCAACAAGUACAAGUCGACUGAGCAUCUAGUUACUAGUCCUUCAAUCAUUUCUGCACCAAUUUUUCUUUCUUCUAGCAUCAUUUCAAAUUAUCCUGGACUUCUUAAGGAGGCAGAUUGCGCAACAGCAAAAACACUCCAUUCCAAAGAGGAUUAGACAUGGAGCAUGUUGAUGAAAGACAAGCCAGUGAAUCCACGUGUGGGUGUUCAGCCAUGGCCAGUAAGCCUCAUUACAAGUCUUUCAAAUUCAUCGACAACUCUCGGGAGAUAAGAGGAUUAGAAGGGGAUAAGGGUACUGCUUUAGAACUACAGAGACAGAAGGGAGAAGCAGUGGCCAGAAACCAAUCAGGAGUAGAUGCCAUUAUGGCUUGGGUGAAUCCUGUACAUGGAACAGAAUAUCCAACCAGCCUCAGUGAAUUGGAAGAAAGUAGAGGAAGAAGGAAGAUUUACAUUAAAAGCAAUGUGAUGGAUUCUGACAUGCCAGAGAUGGUUGCCUUUUUUCAAGACAGCAAUUAUCAUUUUGUGAAGGACAUUUUCAUGAAUGGAGAAGUUCACUGCGAGGAUAUCUGUUCCGUCGAAAAUUGCCAAUUAGACCAUAAUAGUAUCUCUUCCAUACUUAACUUUGAUGUAGAAAGUAGCAGUACAUCAACCGUUGGAACUCAGGAUUCAGUUCCAUCCAUUUCAAAUGAGUCAAAAUAUGUGGCAGAUGAUGACUGCCAUAAUCUUUUGAUUAAUCAACAUGGUUCCAGAAUGUCGAUGAAAGAUUUUGAUGGACAAGAAUAUGUUUCGGUAGAAAAGAACGUACACGGAUCUCAUAUGGUUAAAAAGGUUCCAUGUAAGGAAGCAAUACUGUCAAGCUCCAUUGUAUUAUACACAACUGAAGAAGUUUAUUAUGACUGCCCUACGAGUGCAACCACCUUCAGAAAUGAGGUGGACGACACAAUAAGCAACACAGAGGCAGAUUUUGAACUGGUCGUUGAAACUGAAAGCAUGUCCAAGCCUGAAGAUGGGAUGUCAGGAACCUUAACAAGUUCAAGUCGAAGUUUGGGUGAUGAGAAUGUUCAAGGAGAGUCGAGUUUCUUUGCAGUUGAUCCCCCUCCAGGCCUGACCUACUCCGAAGGUCCUAUAUAUUGUGGAAGUGUCAGCUCGCAUUCGUUUGCGUUUCCCAUAUUGCCCUCAGAAUGGGCUGGCAGUCCUGAAAGAAUGGCAAGCACUGACCAAGGACAAUUUCAAAGGCAUCAUCGUUGGAGAAUGCGUUUUCUUUGCUGCAAAUUCUGAGUGACAUAAAUUUCACUGUUCUGUUAUUUUGCUGUUACUGUAUAUUUCAUGAUGUGCUUCCUUGAUUUACAGAAUCCACGAUGUAAACAUUAAUUACUUGCACCAUCACGACACAAAUAAUUAUUUUUCUGUGGAGCAGAUAUAAACUGUUUUGUCAGCACAUCUUUUGACA